UCACCAAACACCCUUUCCGACGACACAUUCAACUUCAUUAUCGAAAAAUACAAUCAUUGCUGCAAAAACCAUGAAGAAUGCGAUGAUCCACCGCGUGGCAAUGCCUCUGCGUAUCCUUCUCGACUUCUCGACGUUGGUACUGAUCAGCGCGGGGCAGUUGUACUGCGUAACACCAAUGAGUUCUGCGAUGAGAAAUAUGCUUGCCUGUCUCACUGCUGGGGGACAGUACGACCAUUGACGCUUAAUGCGAAAACGUUACCCUUGCUAAGCAAGGGCGUUGGUGUGAGCAUACUCCCAAAGACAUUCCAGGACGCUGUGAUCGUGACUCGUAGACUUCGUCUACAAUACCUCUGGAUAGACUCACUAUGCAUCCUCCAGGACGAUAAAGACGAUUGGGCAACGGAAUCUCGAAGAAUGGGAGACAUCUAUGCGCACGCGGCUUGCACGAUUGCAGCCACUUCUUCAAACGACAACAGUGACGGCCUUUUCUUCGCAAGGAGUCCACUGACCGUCCUGCCACGACGUAUACAUUUCGAUUCCGGCUGGCACACCCCGUGGCUGGUGGGUGCUGGAGUUCAGUUAUUGGGCACUUAUGUGUGCGACGCCUUGGGAAUGGUUAACAGAUGCAUAGAAGAUGGGCCGCUGAACAAAAGAGCUUGGGUAAGCCAGGAAAGACAGCUAACCACUCGAGUUUUGCACUUCACUAGCACGCAAGUCUUUUGGGAGUGCUUGACGGACACAGCAUGUGAAACGUAUCCUAAAAGCAUUCCAACAUGGCAAAAAGGACCCGAUCUAGACGACGCGACUCUCCUCAAAAGAGAAAUGUCGGACCUCAGACAUAAAGGCAAAAAGGAUUCAAGUAUAGAGAGAAUCCCCUCUGUCUUAUCCCGAGGGUUGACACACUCCACAUACAAAGCUUGGUUGUUAUUCCGACGUCGGUAUUCAGGAUGCGCACUUACAUAUCCCACGGAUAAGCUUGUAGCUAUCCAAGGCAUAGCGAACCGAAUUAGCCAGAUGACAGGCGACAAUUUCGUUGAAGGAAUUUGGCAGGGCCACCUUAUCGAGGAACUCUGCUGGUGGGAAAAGAAGUCCGAAGAAAGGUCUACGAACUUGAGUGCACCUACCUGGAGCUGGGCUUGUAGCAAUCUCGAAACGAACCCUAGCUUUCUGUUCCAAUUUCAUGGAGAGCACUCAGGUCGACAUACAGAAGCGGAACUUAUCGACCUUGACACAAAAGCCGGGGCCUCGGACAAAGCGGACAAAGCUGCGUUAAAACUCAGUUGCAAGCUGUUA
Messenger RNA from Alternaria rosae, 1293 nucleotides. Its product is annotated as heterokaryon incompatibility protein-domain-containing protein. The transcript has 2 exons. The record is from RefSeq and is a predicted model, not a curated record. NCBI's taxonomy places the organism in Eukaryota, Fungi, Ascomycota, Dothideomycetes, Pleosporales, Pleosporaceae. The annotation marks the transcript as partial.